This is a messenger RNA of Gopherus evgoodei (Goodes thornscrub tortoise), 14332 nucleotides long. RefSeq names its product activating transcription factor 7 (gene ATF7). Gene Ontology annotation, biological process: regulation of transcription by RNA polymerase II. Gene Ontology annotation, molecular function: DNA-binding transcription factor activity, RNA polymerase II-specific; cAMP response element binding. NCBI's taxonomy places the organism in Eukaryota, Metazoa, Chordata, Testudines, Testudinidae. The coding region runs from base 24 to 1427 and encodes 467 amino acids. The record is from RefSeq and is a predicted model, not a curated record. The transcript has 11 exons.
ACAUACCAAGCACAAAGUGGUAGAUGAGAUUUACAAACGAGGACCACCUGGCGGUUCAUAAACACAAGCAUGAGAUGACAUUGAAAUUUGGUCCUUCUAGAACCGAUUCAGUCAUCAUAGCAGAUCAGACUCCGACUCCAACCCGUUUUUUGAAGAACUGUGAGGAGGUGGGGCUCUUCAAUGAAUUGGCCAGUUCCUUUGAGCACGAGUUUAAGAAAGCCACAGAGGAUGAUGAGAAAAAGAAUGCUGGACCUCUGGACAUGUCUCUGCCCUCAACCCCAGACAUCAAAAUAAAAGAGGAGGAGCCAGUUGAGGUGGAUUCUUCCCCUCCAGACAGUCCUGUAUCCAGUCCGCAAUCCCCACAGAUCAAAGAGAAGGAGAUCACUUCAAAGCCGGUUAUAAUUUCUACUCCUACUCCAACCAUCAUGCGUCCAGGGUCACUGCCACUACAUUUGGGAUAUGAUCCGCUACAUCCCACUCUCCCCUCCCCGACCUCUGUCAUCACCCAGGCUCCACCUUCCAACAGACAGCUUGGGUCUCCCACGGGCUCCCUCCCACUUGUCAUGCACCUUGCGAACGGACAGACCAUGCCUGUCCUCCCUGGCCCUCCUGUACAGAUGCCUUCUGUUAUAUCGCUGGCUAGGCCAGUGUCCAUGGUGCCCAACAUUCCUGGUAUUCCUGGUCCACCGAUCAACAGCAGUGGUUCCAUUUCACCAUCAGGCCUUCCAAUGCACUCUGAGGCUAAAAUGAGACUGAAGGCCAGCCUGACGCACCAGGUUUCUUCCUCACUGAAUGGCAGCAGCAUGGUUGUGGGGUCAGCAAGCACAAUGGUGACCUCACGUCCAGAGCAGGGUCAGAUACUUCUCCAGCACCCAGAUGCACCUUCUCCAGCUCAGCCACAGGUUUCCCCUGCUCAGCCCACACCUAGCACAGGUGGCCGGCGGAGACGCACGAUGGAUGAAGACCCGGAUGAGCGCAGGCAGCGUUUCCUGGAGCGGAACCGUGCUGCAGCCUCUCGUUGCCGUCAGAAACGCAAGCUGUGGGUGUCUUCCCUGGAAAAGAAAGCAGAGGAGCUCACGACACAGAACAUCCAGCUGAGUAAUGAAGUUACACUACUGAGGAAUGAAGUUGCUCAACUUAAACAGCUACUGUUGGCUCACAAGGACUGCCCAGUCACUGCACUACAGAAAAAAACACAGGGGUAUCUUGAAAGCCCAAAGGAGAGCUCUGAGCCUACCGGUUCCCCUGCUCCUGUCAUCCAGCACAGCUCCGUGACAGCAUCCCCCAACGAGCUCAACGUCCGCUCUGCAGCUGAAGCUGUUGCCACUUCGGUCCUCACUCAGAUGGCAAGCCAAAGGACAGAACUGAGCAUGCCCGUACAGUGGCACGUCAUUAUGGCUCCACAGUCUCAGUCUGCUGGCAGAUGAUGUCACAAACCAGGUGACAAAGAACGAACCCAUAAGAACUUGCAGACCGAGAGACUGAUCAUAGCUAAGCCCCUGCUUAAUGGGGGCAGAUAUGGAUUUUUUUUUUAAGUGAGUUAAGGGCAGCUAUGGAAGCUUCUUUAUACUGCAUAUCCUAUACAGAUCCUGGCCCAAAACCAUUGUCGUGAUCAUCUGUCCGUACAGGAUGGCUUCAGAUUGAGGGAUUUCUUGAUCCCUUAGUGAUGGUCAAUCAACUUGCAAAAUCAUCAGAACACAAAGAGCCUCAUUUGAAUGCAUCUUGAAAAGUUCAUUUUCAGGUAUCAGUUACGUUAACACUAAACCUCCCCUGGCUUGUGGUUUCUCUUGGCAUUAUUGCUAUUUUGAGUUUCACCUGUUAGCAGAGGAAAGUAGCUGUUGGGAGGCUGUGACAUUUACUGGUGCUGUCACUUUAUUUUUAACAGCUUGCUGCUUCCAAUCAUCUGUUUCCCCAUCACUGCUCUAGCUGACCUGAAAUGUUGCACCUUGGCACAAGAAUACUGGCCGAGUUUUCCUCUCGGGCUAUUGAGAUUCAAAAGGCUGAGGAUAAUGGGCUUCUUAACUCCAUGGGAUUAACUUCCCCGACACCAAAGCUUUCUGGUUCUGAAGCAAGCCUGGCACCUCUAAUUCACAUGCAAUUAACCAUCAUUAACCGCUGUAACUUGUGGGGUUUUUAAGUAUGUGUUCACAGUCACUGGCGCAGCAGUAGGAACUGUGAACAUUUCAUGUGUUUCUCUCUUAAUUGACGCCAUAGCUGCUAAUGAUGCAGGAACCUUCUUCAGAAAAAGCCCUGCUUAUAAAUCUUCCAUACAACAGAAAAGCAGCACCAACCUGCAGGCUGCCAGGACUGCAUGCAAAGCUGCUCUGUGUGAUACAGGAAAGGAUGAGCUGGGGCAGAUGGAUAUAAUGUGAGUCCUGGAAUUAAUCGGCUGCAAAAUCCACCACCCAUCUCAACAAGUCACGAAUUUAACAAACAAACCCCACACGUCAAAGGAUUGUCUCCCAUACAUUUAACCUGAUGACAUUAUAAAGUGGUGGCCUUGAACGAAGGGAGGUGGACGCAUAUCCCGCUUGCCGGGCCUUUUACCUCUUUUAAUGGUUUUCUUCUGCUCCUGGUAGUGGUAUAUCUAUUGCUUUUCCUCAAGAGCAAAUGUAGUAGUUUUAGAGCUUCCAGGUUCAUGGGGUAGAUUUAAAACCAGCUGUGACAUUUUUAAGGCACUUGGAAUUGUCUGCUUAUUGCCAAAGUGUGUGUGUGUGUGUGCGUGUACUUUCUUUAGGUUGUCAUUGACCUUUUGCUUGCUGGGUAGUAGUUGUAGAUUUGAAUUUGUAUUUUGGGAGCCAGAAAGGGGUGCUGUGUGAAUUUGUGCUACAGCAAACCUAUCAGUCGGUGAAACUCUCAGCACUUCAUCGUUCUUUCCGUCUUUCAAGAUGCUUUUCCUUCAGUUGAGCUCUUCAACGUCUUCACCCUGAGCUUCCAGACCACCUCAAAUCGCACUUGCCACUUUGGACCUGAGUUAGUUUGGCUGAGUCAGUAGUUUGGCUUAUCUAGACUUGGAAUAUUUGCCAGGGACAGCAAUACCCAAAGCAAAAUCUGAGCAUGUAGAAUUUGAUCCACCCAUCCCCAGAUACAGGGAAAUUCCGUUUUAUUUCUUUUUUAAUUAGGGGUCUCUUCUCCCCUUUUUCUCCCUCAGGUUUCUCCAGGCCUCUCUGCCAUAUUCUCUAAUGUAUUUAAUGGUCCUAGUUGUCUCUUAAUACACUGCCACCAUGUGUUUGUCUCACUCUGUCGCACACACUCUCACACACAAUCAUUCCUGAGAUUUUGUGUUUCUUUGCCCUCUCAAGACUCUGGAGCUAGCAGCUCUUGCAUCUCUGUUUAGAACCUGUGUGUAGUUACUGCAAGAGGCAUUCCAGAUCAGGCACUUCAUUUUUUUCCCUUAAAGCUGUUAUAUAUAGAGAAUUUUUGUAUAGGAAAGUGCUUUGAGUAUAACUGUCCCAACAGGGUGUCUGUUUCCUUGAUGACAAAGCUAUACCAUCAGCAGGGUUUUCAGGAUGUUGUGAGGAUAAUGCAACCGAGGAAAUGGUUUAUAAAGCCUAACGGCCUGAUUGGACAAGACCUGGGGCCUUUAUUUGGCUAAGAAUCCAAGACAGAAAGGGCUCAUGGCCAUGUUGUCAGAGGUCUAAUACGACAGCAGGGAAUCUGUUUGUAACUAUGACUAGUUUAGUCUCUUGCAGACACUUCACUGUCUUGUAAGGAAUAGAGUGCAUAGCUCUGACAGAUUCAUUAGAAUAGCUGGAUUCAUAUGUGUAGUUCAAGAGGCCCAAACAGCAUUUACAUGAUACCUGAUCAUACUCCACUUCCAGCAUGUAGGCUAACAUUGGUGUCUCAAAGCUAGUGGAUGUUUAACAAGAGGUAAGGGAAGCCCAUUUUAACACCAGCACCAGUGCAUGUUGAGACAGCACCACUGGGUAAAUACUGCCUAUCGAUAGCCUUACCACAUGCAGAAAGCAGCCUUCAAAUACCCUUCAGUUGUUAAGAGGCUGGCAGCUCAAGGAUAGAGCUGCACAAUAGACUGUACAAGGGGAUGGGGUGGUAAGUACAGCUUGAAUUGGACAGGUGUGAAAGGCUUUAACUGAAAGUGAAUUUGCUUUGGUGCUUACAAACCGUAUUAAUUUCCAUGGAGACUUGUACAAGGGACCAUUUUUUGGUCCGUGGAAAGCAACACGCAUGUGCACAUAUGUGUUUGCACAGGUGUCUUGGAAUUGUUUCUUUCCUGCUGCUCAAACUUAGUCGGAACUGAAACAAUACCAUGUGACUUAGGUGACCAGUCACGUUUCAAACAGGAAGUAAUCAAAGGCAUAGUAGAAUGGAAUAGCUUCCCAGCACCGCAUAAGUUGGAGUGGAUUUGUGUAACGAGUUUGAAAGCUUCAGAUUGCAAACAGACUUGUAAAAAUCAGACCAUUGAGCGAAAACGGACAAUGUUUCUUUAACGGAUUCUGUUCUAAAUAGAUCACUGCUACAGCCACGACUAAGGGUCUGUCUGCCCAGUAGAAACCGCACAUGGGCUAGCUGAAUCCAGCUAUUCAAGACAGCAAGCCGGUUAUGUACCCAGGGUCCAUGCUGGGCUUGUGCUCCUCUGAGCUGCAGCUCGUACCAUGUUGUGUUCACUGCUAUGUUACCCGUGCUAGCUGGAUUAAAGCUAGCUCAGGUAGACUAGCCCGUGCACGGCUUUUGCUGUGUAGACAGAUCCUAAAUUGCUGAUUCUUUUCUUCCCAGCACCUGACUUUGUAAUGGGAGGGGCUUAAGAGGUUCAGAAAACAGGAAGAUGCUUGAAGUGGAAAAAUGCAACAAGUGUCAGUGUAAUGGACUCUGGUCCCUGCACGCUACUGGCCCCUUGUGGUCAGUUGUGGUGUUGUAAGAUCCUCCAUCUUAAUUCCUCCUUCCUCGGACUUCCUCCCGUAAGUUCAAAACAGGCUUUGUAUUGCAAAACAGCCCUUUUUUCAACAGAAAAUCCCCCAAAUAAGGAAAACACCUCAGGCCUCUGGUCCCAUUCUUGUUCCUUCUUAAAAGGACCAGUCAUCAAGACACACAACCCUGUCAAGGGUAUUUCCCACAUGCCUCGGUCUCUGACAGUCUGAACUGUGGGGUUGCUUCUCCCUGGGGUCUGGAGGCAGACCAAGGGAUUUGGCCGCAUUCAGGUAGCUAUGGGUAAUGGGUGAUUUUGCUGUAGAUUCUGACUCAGGGGGUUUGAGUGAGCAGGAGAAGGCAGAAGAAUUAUAGGUACUAUAGUCUUUAGUCACUACAGCUGUAACUACAGCAACCAUUGUAUUCGUUACCAAAAUGAUGUUUAACCGAUUGAGAGGUGUAUGAACUUGUUCCCUGGGACAGUACAGCAUUAGUGUAAAAUCUGGCUGCUUUUUUCUCUCCUUACUUAUCCACUGGGGAUCAAAAAUUCACAAGUCUGUGAUCUGGGGGUUGCUACCGGGUCCUGCCAGAAAACUACGGCUGGCCAGACAGAGCAGUGACUAUCGGGGGCUGAGACCUCAUGCCCUACUGGGUGCUAGAAACAUACAGUGUACCCACGGAAUAUUUCCUGCCCUGACAAAUCACCAGAUAUCAGACCUUAAAAUCUUGUCCUUCUGAUUACCAUCUUGUGCCUCACCCACUUCAGUUCUGACAUGGUUUGUGUGUAUGCUCUGCUGAACGUACAGAGCUAUAAACUAAUGCUUUCUACCAUCUGGAAGCAGCCGGGAAUUCCAUCUUUCAGAUGGUGUGUAAAGCAUUAAUCUUUAUGGGGGUUCAUGAGCAGCUACUAAACAUCCAGCCAGAAUUGGAAGUUUAGAGGAGGGGAAAGCAAGAUGAUGAUUUGUGUGACAUGAUUUUAAAUGUACACUGUCAAGUUAAAUCACACUUCAGUCUGACAGUUUUUACCUCUUUAUAGGCGAUGCCUAAGAUUGCUAGCAGUUGGAGAUAAAAAAUAAUUGUUUGUAAACUCCCCCCCCCCCGUUUAUUUACUCUGCAUAUUUAGCAAUAUCUUAGUUGGGUUUCAGUAUUUCUCUUCUGUCACUUAGUCAGUUCCCCUGUAUGUUUGAGUCAUUAGUGUGUUAAAGGGAGAAACAUCUUGGAAAAAUAGGAAAAUGUGCCUGUAAAACUGCAAAAGUUGGCGAGAGUGCUCAGGAGACAUGUAGACCAGAAACUGCUUUUAAUGGUAAUUGACUAGAUUUCAAACUGUUUCCCCUUGAAGUGUGUUUCACUGAACGUGUAAAAACAGUGUUCAGUGUUUAAAAUAUCUGUAUGUAUUUAAAUAGAAAACUCGGUAGUUUCACAGAAGAGGUGGAAGUGAGUUUAAUCUCCGGCUGUUUUUCUGUCUCCCAGCAGAGUCUGAGCAUGUCUGAGUCCCAGGUUGCUGAAGACAGUUUCUCUUUCUGUGUUCAAAAUAGGCACAUGGGCAUGAAACUUCCUCCAGCUUCCUUCAUGGGGCCUGGGGAGCUCCUUGGUAAUGACCUUAGCACUCAGAUGUCCUCUCUGAUUUCCCUGGGUGAAGGAAAUGCAACGAGACAAAAUUCUAACUUUGGCACUUUUGAGAUGUUCUACAGAACAAACUCAAGAUAGCAAAUGUAUUGAAAAUAACUUCAGUCCUUUAGGUAACACCUGGAUUUCUAGGUCCAAAAUCUUAGAACCUGCUACUUCUGGAAAUACUGGCAGGAGCAGUACAGAUGCUGUCAAGACCAGUAACUCCAUCCUCCAUCUCCCUCAGCACGGUUCCUGGAUCAGUGAUCAGAAUAAAACAUAUUCUGUUCCUACUCAGUGUCCAUUUCAGCUAAGGCUUGCCACUGAAUGAAUGUAUUGCUAGAGCAGCUCCAGAUUUGGUGGUUCCCCACAACUACAUACCCAGCUUAAUAGUAUACAAGACAGCUUAGCUUUCACUGACAAGCAGAUCUUUGCCUGGCCUUAUUAAAGGACAGAUUUAGAAGAAGUAAACAGGAGUUUCAGAUGUGUAAAUGUCGGAGAUCCCCUUCAUUAUGGGGCAUACACCAGCCUGGUACUACCUUGUGAAAAGCAAACAUGGCUAUGCAAAAUCUUUUAAAUAGGUUAAAGGUUUUUUUUGAAAGUAUUUCAUUUUAAUCUCCCCAAUCCUGAUUUUAAUAUCAGCCCAUCCCUUCCCUCCCAAGUCCCUUGCUGUGAGCUAGCCUGAAAUGUAAAUAGGCUGGGAUCUGUUUCUCAUCCAUUUUGAAGCAGACGCAUCUAUAUAGAAUGUUCUCAUCUAUCCGACUUCAUGUGGAGGGCCUGAUCCUCGGAGAUGCCAAGAGCACUCCUCUCCCAUUGAAACCAGGAAGAGCUAUGGCUGCUAAAUAUCUUGCAGGAAGCAUCACUGGAUUGAGGUCCAUAAGGGAGAGAUGCUACCAAGAGCCCUACUAGCUCCAGUCACCUGUGGCAAAAUCCUUUGCUGUUUUCUUACCAAAAUGAAGUGGUGCAGUGCAUUGCAUGCAGACAGCACUUCCUGAUCCACUCUUACCACAUAGGAAGGUUGUCUAUCUGCAAGUCGUCUGUCAAGCAAACGAGUAAUUGUGCUUUUAACUAGAUUAGUCACCUGUAUGGGAGUUAUCAGGGUGGUAACCUAGGGAGAGGAUGGGCUCUGGAGAGUUGCAACAGAUACAAAAAAAUCAGAAGAUAACAUUAUCGGAUUUCAGAUUUGUUGGUUUCAAUGGACAACGACUUCGGUGCUAAGAUUUGAAUUUUAGGGGCCCUGUUUUUCCACUGGGGCCUCAUUUAAUCGCAACUGCAUGGAUUUGCUCAUGCAAAUAGACUAGCUGUGCUCAAGUAAAUAAAUACUGCAUAGAGGAGGCCUGCUGAAAAGAUGUGGCCCGUGUGAAGUUCUGUCCUGUAGCCAAGCAGCGUUUACAGCCCCUGAGGAGCCUUUAUAUCAUGAGGAAUAUAAUUCACUGACUGUUGAAUGUAUGUUUAGAACAAUUAUGAAACCAGUUGCUGGGUUAUUCCUUUAAAUCACCAGCUUUUCCAUAAUUGCAUCUUUUCCUAGAGAUGAUUUCCAGUUAAUCUGUGUGUAAAAUUACUGAUCGCUGUCCAGGCAGGCCUGCCUUCUUGGUCAUUGGUUGUGGCUUUGUGAUCAUCCUUGAGGGUUGUACAUGUUGGGAAUUUCCUUCCAGAUCUAUUGAUGGGGGGUGCUCUUUUUUAUCCCAUUUUCCUGUGCUGGUGCAGCUACCCACAUAAAGGCUGCACAUCCUCAUGGACUUGUUCGGUGACAGCUGCUUUUUCAACCUAUAGUGAAGAACUUUUUUCAGAAAGCAAAACCAUAGGUUCCUGAAUAGGUGGCAAUAUCCACAGAUAGCUCGAACUCCAUGUAGUCCGCAGACUUGCUGCUCAUAGGAGUUCUUUUGUCCUCCUAGUCCCCAGGCUUUUCAGGCAGCCUUCCCGAUAUCAUCGUAGUGCUUGGAGUUAGCUAAAGUGAGUUUCCCUGUCCAUCCCUGUUGCUUGAGAAGAUCUUCAGCGAUUAGUUGUCUUAGGCCAAAGGGGGCCGUGACUAAUGCCAUUUGCAAUUAAAUGACUGCCCACACCUACUUUUCAUUAAAAUUUCUCCUCCUGGGAACAACACAGAAUGUUUUGUGAUCUUUGGCCCUUGUGUGGCCUCCGUGACAGUGGGAAAAUGAUCCCCUUCUGGCUUAUUUCCUGAGGCCAGGAAAAAUAUUUCAGUGUUCAAAAGUACAUUUAAGUUCUUAUUGAGCAAGGACUAAGCACUAGUUGUAAGAUCAUACUCAUUCAGAGCAAUGUUUUUUAAUCAGUUAGUGUUUACCACCGUUAUAACAGAAAAAAGUAAUUUAUUAUUUAAUUAGAGGCAAUUAUGAUAGACAUGCAUUUCUUUCCCUACAACAUCAGAAUGUCAAACCCCAUGACAUUCUCAGCAAGAAUCUAGCCUGGGCCCUCAGGGGCUCAUAGCAGAGAGAAACUAAUUUUCUCCUUUUGUUCUCUCAUCCAAUUAAGACUAAAAAGAUUGGAUCCCUCUGUAUAUCUCUUGAAUUCCACUCUUGCUUCUUGAUAAAAUUAGGUGUGGAGGAGGACCUCAACCAAAGCAUUAGUGUUGCCUCUUCCUUGUCGCUGUGGCUUGACAACACCCUGAUUGGUACAAAAUAAAAUUUUUUAGAAAUCUAAAGUAAACAGCAUAACAAAACGGGGCUCCUGACAGAGCUCUUGGAUGUGAGAACAGCUGGCACUAAUUCCUUGCCUUCGUUGUGGCUUUUCUCUCACCUUUGUCAUGGCCUGCUAUAUUUUUACAGUACACAUACCUGGAGUAGUUAGGGUGACCAGAUGUCCUGAUUUUAUAGAGGCAGUCCAGAUUUUUGGAAAUCUUUCUUAUCUCGGCUCUUAUUACCCCCCAUCCCCUCUCCCGAUCUUUCACAUUUGCUGUCUGGUCACCCGAAGGGUAGUAAUCUUGUACUCAAAAGCUCUUGUUACUAUUAGGGUUGAGCAUUAAUGGUCGUGAAAUGACUAGCACCUUUAAGCAGUCAUCUGACAGAAUUGUGCCUUUGCUUUAAGAUUUCUUCUGGUUGCCAGCCAAAAGAGAUGCAAGUUCGCUGGGAGGAGGGAUGGGUUGGAGGACCAGGCAGGGCUGGGUUAUGAAAUUUAGUAAAUCCUGUGCUCUGUGGGUCUGCAGCCAAGUACAAAGAAAAAUCCCCACUUUUCAGCUCAGCUCAGGUCCUUUGGCUCAUGUAUUAGCAAGUUCAGGGCAAUAACUGGGAGGUCCUGUCUCAUCAACACUAUGCUGGUGAAGGAGCUAAUUUCCUAGUACUUUUGACUUAAAUAUAUCAUCCAGAUUGUGCUGCAGUUCCCUGGGAGCUGGAGCACUUUGCUGGUCUCAUUUCAAAAGGCAAUUUAGUGUAGGUUCUUGGUGGACUAGGGAACUGCAUGGUGAGAAAGCUGUGGGUUUUGUGGGUUAACCUCUGUGAUUGUGGAACUCCGGCUGCGUGGAGUAGCCUAUUUUGUGACUGAUUUUUUUUUUUUUUUGUCAAAGAUCCGCCAUCUCCGUGGGAGAGGGGGGGAGAAUGGAGUUCACUUUUGUGUUUAUAAAACUAGGUGGGCCUCUUACCCAGUUUUACAGUCGGUGGAUAAAGUACACAGGACUCCUGUGACUUGAUUAGAGGACACAGUGAGCCCAGGAUGCUCCUGAAUCCUCUAGUCCCAUGCUGUAACCACUAGUCAAUGUGAUUUUCCACUUUGCUGGGGGUGCUGUUAACCACCCCAUUAAGCAGGUGCUCGAUUCCUGCCCUGAGCUGACUGCUGUCAUCCACCUCCAAUCCAGAGUUCUUAAAUUCACCCUGCUGCUCCCACUCCAUGACCUGAACUACUUUCUUUUAAGCUUUUCUCCAGCAGGAGAUGUAGGAUAACGUUUCUGCAUUAAACCUACAUUUUCUAUUUACGAGACGCGGCACCAGGAGAACUCAGGAUAGGAGAGUCCUGAGGCAGGAUGGGUAGUUAUGUGAAGCGUUUCUUUUUUCCACCCAUAACCCAUUGUUUACCCAAAUGAGGUGUAAGGAACUCUCUAAGCCAACCCACCCACACAUGUGCGUUUCUUAGACAUUAGACACAAGCCUUAGACUCCUUUUGACAGUCUGGCCUAGCUUCAGACAAGAAACAUUUGAAAACCUACGUGUCCUUAGCGAGGACCGUGAACGUCAAACAUUCUGAGCUCUGUUCCGAAUCUGUUGGUAAGGAAGACAAGCUUUCAAGCUACACAGAGCUCUUUUUCAGGUCUGGGGUAUCUCUCACCGACAGAAGUUGGUCCUGUAAAAGAUAUUCCCUCACCCACCUUACCUCUCAUGGCCUGGGACCGACCCGGCUACAACGACAAAGGUUCGAUUAAGCAGGCCUAGCACUGGACUCACCUGGGAGAUUUGCUUAUUGGCAGGCUUACAGGCUAGACAUCAAUCCCCCUGAAACUUAAUCAUGUAGCAUUACCUAGUGCACCUUGGUUGCAGCCCCAGUUACGCGCGACACAAAUGAAGGGGUCCUUUAUUUUGCAUUAUGUCUGAUUGGUUAAAUUCCAGCCCAGCAGUAGAGGUAUAAGGUGCUUCUGUGUCAGAGACAGACUGAAUGUGCAGCGAGGUGUCAGCAGUGUUAGUCAGAGGUUUCAUUGAGGUUUGAAGCUCUGGUGGCUCUAAAUCCACAUUUCCAGUUGGGACCUUGAUGCCUUGGCUGUUUCUGGCUGCUGCUUUGGUGCCUUCUACUGGAAUCUGUCGCACUGUACAGGCUGAGGCCUUGGAAAGCCGACCCCGCAUCAUUUCUGCGUGUGGAAGGGCUACUUUGUUCAAUGUAACAGCUGGCACCGAUGCAUAGAAUUUCACUUUGAUUCUAGUCUCCUUAGUCAGGGCUGUGCCCUGGGCACUUCCGGUUUGGCACUUUCAUUCAGGUGUCUUGAUUUCCAGUUUUGGUGCUAUUUCUGAAACACAGGAGGGCUUCGCAUACCAGAAACCUUGAUUUCUCUAUCCUCACCCCCUUGCCUCAAGCACCCAGGUGGAAUGUUAUAGAGCAACAAGGAGAGGGGAUUUUGUUCAAACAGGGCAACAACCCCUCUCUUCCUCCUAAAGCCAGUCUCCAUCUGGGCAUUUUAUACCAUGCUCCUCACCUUUUUUUUUUAAUCUGAUCUUUGAGACACUUCUCCACUGACUUUAAAGGUGCUAAUGACUUGGAAGGGUCCAGAGACGCUGCCGUCUGUACCCCGUGGAAUCUAGCACAAACACAACCAUGGCACUGUAACAAGAAGCUGCCUUUGUUCAGCUGGGUUUGUCCCCCGUGAGCCCUUUUCUCCUGUUAAGCAUUGUGUGCUGUAUACUGCAGGACUGAAUCAUUAUCAUUGUGUUAAAAAGUCCCGUCCCGGGAGUGCUGUAGAGUUCUGGCUUGCCAUAGGUUAUGCAUUUGUUGUGCUGUAUUGCUUUUAUUUUGGGAGGGGGUGGGGGACACGGGAGAAGGCGUUGCGGAUGCUUUUGGGGUGGGGCAGAUUCCCAGUGCACCCUGUAUCCAUUAAUGGCCGCGGCUGCACAAAGCCAGCACCUUCUGUCUCGAAGGAGACUGUUAUAAUUGCAGAAAGGAGUUAAGGGAAGGGUAUGUUGUAGGUAGCCAUAGGUUGCCUUAGCUGUUUUCCACCUGAGGCAUGGGGAGGGGAGGAUGGUGCACUGGAAAUGGGAACUUAUCUCCCACCCAGCAUGGUCUGUUACAGAUGGUACCUGACCAAGAUAGGGGCUAGAUGCUUGUUAGCUUUUUCUCUGGAACUCCGGGUUGAUGCCAGUCGUGGAGCCGGUUUCCGUUGCGCUGAGGUUUCUCAUGCAGUCAGGCAGGGAGCCGCACUCUGACCCCAAACUCAGCCCUGGUCUGCACUACAGAUUUCAGUUGACACAAGGCAGCUUACGUUAACCUAACACAGCACCCGCCGAUGUAACUCACCCACUUCGCCACCUGAAUAACUCCACUUCUGUGAGCGGCGUAGCUCUUAGACCGGUGCAGCGUCCGUGGAGACAUUGUGUUGCUUCCAUUGGCUGUUGCCGCCUUGCAGAAGCCACCCCACAACACCCCACGUUGACAGUUAAAUCGGUGCAAUCGCUCCUGGGGAGGAUGCACACGGCUGGCACAAGCAGCGUAGUGUGGAUGUGCAAAAGCAGUGUAAUUACUGCGGUGGCUGUGAGGCGAAGUACCUUAGGACGACUUAAUUUUGUAGUGUAGACUUGCCCUUGGAAUCUUUCAAUCCUAGUGGAUUGGGAAAGGAAUCACUUAAUGAGUAAUGGGAAGUAACGGUCCCCCUGCCCCUCAGACUCCAGGACCUGUUCAUCACUCCCUCCCUGUCGGCCAUUGCGAGACCGCCACUUGCUGCUUCUGCCAUUUGCCACACAGCACUGAGCUGCCGAAGCAACUCCAUGAUACUUGACAGUCACAAGAAGCCUUCAUUUUUUGUUUGUUUGUUUUUUUAAAGGGCUGAGCCAGUUAACAGGUUCGCUGCAGUGGGGAAAAUCCACUUGUGGGUUAAAAUGGAGAUGUUAAUUUUUAACUUGUUGAGAGAUGGAGGCCACAAGUUUUUAUGGAUCUGGAAACCUGGAGGAUAUGGGUUUGGCCCACUGGAGAUCAGAGUGACCCAGAUCCCUCCAAGUUCUAGACUGCCCAGAGCCAGAAUUUUCAUUUGAGCCCAACUAACUGAGGGACCUCCAGCCUCUGAAAUAACAUGGUAGCGAUUUCACCUUUAAAUCUGUUCCACUAGCUCUGCUCUAAAAUUCAGUCAAUCUUAAAACGUUUCACAUAAAUGAGGCAGGCCCCACCCUGGCCUCUGCUCCCCUCUCUCUUCUGUUGCAGAUGAAAGGAGUGUUUUAGCCCAGGCCAAGGCUGCUCCAUUGCCUUGGAAGAGAUAGCAGGUUAUUUCUGAUUCCUCCAGUAGCCUUGAUUCUCAUUAGCAACGCCCGGGGCUUCAAGAGGACGGGUGUCGUGUGCAAGGCCUGCAAGACAGGUGACCUCUCCCUUCCGUCUCUGGGCUAGAGGCAUCACGAAAGGGACAGCCUUUGCCCACGGGUUCCUGCCAGUUGUCCUGGGUGCUCUGUGGGAGCAGGACGGCAGCUCUUUGACACACGGCCUUCCAGGUUGAACAAAGUCUUGCUCUCUCCCCCCACACCUCACAGCAGCCGCCCUAGGAACCAGGUCCUGGGAUUUGCCUUCCCCCAGCACAAAGAACCAGUCUUCAUUGCAUGGGACUGCAGUGGUGGAAGAAUCCACCUGACACCUGCCCUUCAACCAAUAGCUGGCUGUUUUAUAUGGAGAGCUUUUACGAUCAAUAAUGGAAGAAAAUUAAAAAAAACCACAAAAAUAAAUCCCUGAAAAGCUUAACCACAAGGGUGUAGUAUCUCUAUAAAAGACAAUACCUAUCUAUGAAUAUAUAUAGAAAUAUAUCGACAUAUAUCAACUUUCCUGAAUGGACGCGCAAUUCCUUAUGCAAUGAAAUUGUUUUUAGAUGUAUCCAAACCUGGACUCCCCAACCCUCCCUCCCUGCUACAGGUUUGUUGUACAAUUCUUGACUUGCUCUGCCUUUCGCAACAAAGCUCGCAGAGGUGCAGGCAGGUCGCACUAGCAAAUAAAAAAAAUGUUCUUCACCGAAGUGCUCCUGUGAGCAGGUCCUCACAAUUUAGCAUUAGCCUGUGCCAUGGAUUCCCGUUGACCUGUGUGUCCGCAGGGGCGGAGGAGAGUCGUGGCACAGCCCUGUGUUGUAUUUUGCUGUUUAAAAACAAAAUCCUGGCACUUAUCAAUUUGUUCCUUCAGCCACUGUUCUUACCAAACAUAUAAUGUGCCUUUUAUUUAUGCUGCAAAUAUAACAUUAAAAUAUUAACAAGGA